AUGACUGCACUAACGAUCUACAACCUCUUUAUCAGCGUGUCCACUGCAGUGCAGUUGUUCUCGCAGUUUCCGUUCAGUGAGUUCAACGUCUACCGGAAUCUUCUCUGCAACUUCAGUCACUGUGUAAAGCACUCAUGGGGAAUGCACGCAAUCGAUGUAUUUUCGGCGUUUGCCCUUGUCUGUAAACUGUUAAUCAUUUUUGCGGAAAAGAUCAUGCAUUCGUUCGUCAUCACUGUAUGCUUAAUUUUGGGAUUGACCUUUAAAGGCAUUGUAUCGGAAAUUGAAGGCACCUGUAAUGCGAAAGGGAAAACAUUGUUUGCCGUAGUCGACAGCCUCAUGCACCGACACGUGGAACUGGAGAAGCAGUUUUGCCGGCUGGAUAGCAUUCUCUCGUUUACGACCGUGAUGCGCUACGGCUCCGAUGUUUUGGGAUUGCUGUCCUACAAAAAGCAGCAUAUUAUGGCAAAUAACUUUUUCGCAUACGCUUACUUAGCGCAAUUGAUUGUUGAUGUUACGUCACGCACACUGACAUUUAUCUAUGCAAAUGAAAAGGCAAAGGAAGUUAUUCCGGUGUUGGAAGACGUGCUGAUAGCAGAAACAGAACUGAGCACCGGUCAAUGUAACCGCCUCACGACCCAUAUUAACCGAUUAAAAACUAACAAUAUCGGCAUGUCAUUGGCUAAGAUUGUCGUGGUGGAUCGUGGAUUCAUCGCCACGCUUGUUGGUGUGGUUUUGACGUACUUGUUGAUCAUGUGGCAAAUGGAUGAUGGCGAGUUCAGUGCCAAGAAGCAGCUCCAGCUUGGCGCACUCCUGCAGAAUUCCCUGAAGAAUUAUUUUGCGCAUCGUAAUUAUACUAUCCCUUCCUGA
This is a messenger RNA of Paramacrobiotus metropolitanus, 867 nucleotides long. RefSeq lists its product as uncharacterized. NCBI's taxonomy places the organism in Eukaryota, Metazoa, Tardigrada, Eutardigrada, Parachela, Macrobiotidae. The transcript has 3 exons. The record is from RefSeq and is a predicted model, not a curated record. Gene Ontology annotation, biological process: sensory perception of chemical stimulus. Bases 1 to 867 code for a protein of 288 amino acids.